AUGAGUGAAGCAGCAUUGUCUAGAAUAGCUCAUCUUAUUAAGGUGGAAGAUGAUUUGGUUAAGAUACCCACAUUAAGGCAACAAUUCACCAAGGAGAAGGCGUCAAUUGACGUCAAUUUGAAUACCACUGUGCAGCUACAAAUUGACUCGAUUAUGUCUAACAUGUAUAAGCUAAACAAAUCCGCUACAUCCUUGAACGAUAUUAAGACGAGUUUGAAUAAGAUUGAUAUGGUCUAUGAAGAGGCUAUUACCAGUGUUCCGGAAUAUGAUUUGAUUCGAAAGGUUACCCUGCUCAAUCAGUUCUUAGAACAAACCGAGAGCUUAAGGAAUGAUAUAAAGGAGUUUAAAAAUUUCAUUGAGAGGUUGAAGAAGAUGAUUCAGAAGGAAUGGGAUAUAGUUAGUCAAGAUCUUUCUUAUCCGUUGGAUAAUUUAUUGUUAAUUCAUUUCAACUUGACUCAGGCACGAAACUUUCAAGAGUUUUUACUUUCGCCCAGCAAUAAGUUCUCUGAUGAUUUACAAAGUAUAAUCGAAAAGAUCUUAAUGCCAAUUAAAUCCGCUAUCCGGUUGUUUGACGAACUAUUGAACGAGAUAAUUAUCAGUAUUACGGAGGCCAUAAGAGAAGGAAAUGGUGCCAUGGCAUUCAAAUUGGUCAAGAUUAUUGAAUUUGAAAACAACGAAGAUUUAAAGGUGAGCUUGAAGGAAAAAUUGAAGGAGAGUUUGGAAGAAGGUGUUGUAGAUGAUAGGAUUGACGUUGUCACUACGAAUUAUUCACAAUACAGAGGUGCCAAGAGAAACUACAUGAAAUUUUUCUACGACAAAUUGCAGGAAUCGUUGGAGGAGAAUUUUGAAAAGUGUGUGGAACACUUUAGUAGUGAUAGAAUGGCGGUUUAUGACAAUUUAUCAUGGUUGGAAGAUGAAUUAGUAUUUGUAACUGAAACCAUAAGUGCAUACUUCCCACCCCAUUGGGAUAUAACUGGGUUUAUACAAAAUGUGUAUUACAACAAACUUCACACCUUCACGAUGGAUUUAAUUAAGUUGGAUCCAUCUGCGGAAGAGUUGUUGAGAAUACUAGCUUACGAUAAGCAUUAUAGUAAGUUUGUUGGAUCAUUGCAACCAAGUGGUGCUAACAGUGGAGAAGAAAUAGCUGGAAAAUCUUUGAUUGGAGAAGAUCUUAAGAAAGUUGUCCUCGACGACUAUCUUAAAGUUAUCGUAUCAAAGAUGGACGAAUGGAACGAUAAUCUUAUCAACCAAGAGACCCACACGUUCCUUCAUAGAGAUGAGACACCUCCUGACAUUUUUCCAUAUCACCAAAUUAUUGAGGAUGAAGAUGCUAAUGAUCAAACUAUUACAAUUGAGAUUGAUGGAGAUGUGUUCGUAUUACCUGAUUUCAAGACCCCAUUAUCUAUGCUUAAAGAACAAGCAGAUGUAGCAGCUGACUCUGGAUAUGGUAGUAUUUUGGUUGGAGUCAUUGAAAACUGGUCAAGAUGUUAUAUUAAAAGAGUCAUGAACUACAAGAUGAUCAUCACAGAUGAAUUUGAAAAUUACAUGUCAAUUUACAACAACGAUAGGUUUAUUGAACUGGCGUCAAACAAAAUGAGAUUUUUUAAGAAGUCUCCAAAUAAGCCAACUUAUGAUAUUGACAACAUGACUACUGAAGAAUUGUCUGAGAUUUCUAAGCCUGGUCUUCUCGAGUAUUUAACUGCUUUGGGUAAUACUUUUGAAAUUAAUACAGAUCGUCUUCAAGACAAGUUUUUACCUGGAUACAAGGGGAAAGUGCAUUCUUCUUAUCAAUCUCGUAUUCAAGAUGCAUUCGAUGAUACAGUGACGCCGCUGACAGAACUUAAUGCACAAGUUAUCAGAUCUAUAAUUGACAUCAUAACGAAUGACUUAUACCCUGCAUUAUCAACUGUUUUCACCAAAGAAUGGUAUGAUGACCAAAAAUUACAAGCAGAUAACCAACCAAACAUGGCUCAACAAGUGUUGGAAACCAUAAUAGAAUACAUGCAAGACCUUAGAGGGUAUGCAUCCUACGAUAUCUACCUGUGCACAUUUGCCAUUUUGUUGGAUUCAUUUAUCGCUUCAUAUAUCAGGAUUGGGUUCCAAAACGUACUCAAUGGUAAAGCAAAGAAAAUUGAUCCAUUUGCAACUAAGAAGUUUAAAUCUUUCAGCGAAGCUGUUGGUAGGGAUGUUACGUUGUUUUAUGGUGGGUUGGAGCCUUUAUUUACGAGAAAGGAUAGUUCAUACUUGUUGAACAGUUUAAGAGCUAUCGAAUUUUUGGGUGAUUUGGCAACUUGUGAAGAUCCAAUGAACUUCAUCCCACAAAUGUGGGAAAAUGAAAUCUUGGGAUCAUUCUACUAUUGCUCUGUGGAGUAUAUCAGAGGUAUUUGCCUUUGUAGGAAAGAUAUGGAUAAGACAAUGGUGAACAGGUUGAUACCGAUAUUAGAAGAUAUCCAAGUACUGUAUCACUCGAACGUUCAACCUCCUCCACAAAUGACCGGGACUUUAAACGAUUUUUACUACAAUUAA
Dujonia railenensis is the source of this 2526-nucleotide messenger RNA. Lineage: Eukaryota; Fungi; Ascomycota; Pichiomycetes; Serinales; Debaryomycetaceae. The record is from the annotation of a GenBank genome assembly.